GAGUCGCGAUGCCUCGCAAUUUUUACGAUUUCCAGUAGUUGGUAAACAAAUUGUUGAUAAGAUAUACACAGAAGACUUUUGCAACUUGCUGGCUCAAAGCGCGAAUUGUGCAAAAUUCCUGGUCUUGGGUGGACCGCACCUGCUAACUUGAUAAGAAGAUAGAGACGCACAAAUAAAAAGACGACGGUGUCUCGCAUUCCAGUGCGGAUUAAACCCUGCCCGCCGCCGUCGCCGCCCUCUGCUUAGGUACGCGAGUGAACGUGUGUGUUUGUGUAUUUUCGGAUAGCGAAAACAAGUUAAAUUGAAGCCAGGAAAAUUAAGUUCUUUAUCUGUAGACAUAAAUAUUUUAAAAAUAAAAACAAAUAUAGGUAACACCAGUGAACUUUUGCAAAAAGUGCUGUAUACAUACAAAUCCAUGUACUUGUGCGAAAUAAAAAAGGAAAAAGAAAUAAGUGUAAACAGCAGGUGAAGAAAAGUAACAAGAAGUUGUAGCUUCCCUGGAACUCGGCACGAAAGUGACGCACUGCAGCGCAAUAAAAUUAUAAAAGAAUGAAUCACAUAUUAAUAUUUUGAAUAAGAAGAAGCGUGUGUGGGGAUCUGUACGAUUUAUGAUGCUUUAAAGUUCUUGGAAUUCUUGUUUAACAAAUGAAUGUUUUGAAUAAGGCGGCAUAAAGGCAUCAUGGAGUUGGAGCCGCGCGUAGCGAUGUUGCAGGACUUGCGCCUACAGACCUUCGACUCAAUUCGUUUUGCCUCCUAUCGCACUGCCUCGAAGCUGCGCUAUAUACAGAAGUCGACCAAUUUGCAUUUGGUUGACAUUUGGAAUGUUAUCGAGGCUUUUCGAGAGAACGGUCUCAACACGCUGGAGCCACAGAGCGAAGUGAGCGUCGCGCGACUGGAGACUCUGGUUUCAUCGCUCUACCACAAUCUGAACAAACGUCUUCCUACGGCCCAGCAGGUGCCAGUUGAUUCCAAGGCAGGCUUGCUGCUUAAUUGGCUGUUAGCCGCCUACACAAGUGAUAACUCUGGAAAAAUUCGCGUGUUUUCGAUUAAAGUAGCGCUUGCGACUAUGUGCUCUGGCAAGCUGGUCGACAAACUCAGAUACAUCUUCUCGCAGAUUUCGGAUGGAGCCGGUCAAUUGGUGGCCUGGAAAUUGAGCGAGUUCCUGCGUGAGGUACUCGCAUUGCCGCAAGCCGUCUAUGAGUCGCCCACAUUCCACUAUAAGGAGGGUCUGGAGGAGGAGAUCUUCCCGGCCGAGAACAAGGUCACAGUCAACGAUUUCAUGGCAACACUUAUGUCCGAACCUGGGCCGUCGUGUCUCGUCUGGCUACCGUUGCUGCAUCGUCUAGCGACGGUCGAGACGAUUGUGCACCCGACGAUCUGUUCUGUUUGCCACAAAGAAAACUUCACGGGAUUUCGUUAUCGUUGUCAGCGGUGUCACGCCUACCAAUUGUGCCAGGAGUGCUUUUGGCAUGGCAAGACAUCGCUGAACCACCAAAACGAUCACGAGGUCAAGGAGUACUCAAGUUACAAGUCGCCCAGCAAACAGAUUGGACACUCGUUGCGGAAAAGCUUCCGAUGCGUGCCCGAGAAAACGACGCAAGUGUUGCCACGAUUCCCGGACCAACCCGAAAAGACUCUCAAUUUAUCGCACAUCGUGCCACCAUCACCGUUGCCCUCGCACAAUGGCUUCUCCGAUCCAUCACUGCUCCACGGCCCGGGCGGCAUUGGCCCUGGUGGAAUUUUCGAUCGCUCCAGCACACUAGAUUCGCGAGCAACGGGUCGCAGUCUAGACAGUGCCACCGGCACCACAAUGUCUCGCGUUGCAGCUGCUUCGGCCAACGAUGAGGAGCACCGGCUUAUUGCUCGUUAUGCUGCACGCUUGGCGCAGGAGAACCGCGCACCCUCAAAUUUGGCCGGCGGAGAGAAUGUGGCGGCCAUUGGCACUGACAAUUCGCGAGCCCAGCGUGAACUCAUUGCACAGCUUGAGGCCAAGAAUAAGGAGAUAAUGCGCGAGAUCGCGCGUCUACGACGUCAACAGGAGACUGAACAAAUGGCGCCGGAGAAUCCAGCGCUAAUCAAUGAGCUGCGCGCUCUAAGGCAGCGCAAAGGAGAGCUUGAGGGCCAUUUGGGGGCGCUGCAGGACUCACGUCGUCAGCUCAUGGAGCAACUGGAGGGUCUGAUGCGUAUGUUGAAAAAUCAACAGACGGCCUCGCCCCGUUCCACACCAAACUCGAGUCCACGCUCGGGCAAAUCGCCACCCAUGCCGGGAGGCGGUGGUGGUGCAAACGUGCUCGGCACUUCUCCCAUGAGCGCUUUACACGCCCAGCAGUUGCAGCAGAUGUCGCAUCCCAUGCUGGGUGGCGGCGGCAGUGUGCUGCGCUCCACACAACAACAACUGCUGCAGGCUCAGCAGUCCGCGCCCCUGACCCAGCCACCCGCUAUGGGCCACUCGCCCUUCAGCCAAAGCCAGUUGGAGCAGCUCAACCAGAUCAGCAGCGAUAUGCGCAGUGCCUUUGCUACGAACGGCAGUGCAACCCCGCCGCUCAUGCGCACCGCAAUCGCAGGCGCCGACGCCGAACUGAACGAAACCGCUGAUAAUAUAACAUCGGCCAUUUCGACCAUGGUCAAUGACCUGAACGCAGGACAAUCAAGCUCCUUGCCACAGCCGCGUUUCAUAAUGCCAUUGGAGUACCGCCAUAUCGAAGGCGGCGAGUCUUCGGACUCCGAGUGCGAAGUUCACGAGGAAUUCUUUCAUGCCGACGAGGAAUUUGAAUGCAACGCAAUCGAUAAUCAGAUGCUAUCGUCGGUCUCCCCAAUCGAUUUCGACUACAAUUUCGGCCAGGGUGUGGAACAAUCUCAUGUUAAUCGCAUUCUUGGCUACCGAUACCAUCCAGAACUCUUCAUUGAUGAUGAUCAGGCCGGGUUUCCGGCACUGCAUGAAAUCGAUUUCGAUGAAACACAAUCAUACAAUCCCGAAUGGAAUGAAAAGGCAAAUGCGAAUAGCCAAUGGCAGGAACAGUUUGCGCAAUGGAGUCUUAAUUCACAAAAGAAUUAAAUGUGUCUGCCCAGGCCCGACUGAACGGAACAACUACAUAUAGUGGAUAUUGCGAGGCGGCUUACGGAUGAACUUGCUUAGCUUUUUAGCCUUAAUUUAGAUGAUUUAUUUAUUGACUUAUGCAGGAGUAGUCUACACUACCUUAACCCUUAUAACCUUUUGUUUGUUUUUUUUCAUCUGUCUUGGUGUGAAUGGAAUACUUUAUAUAUACUAUAUAGUACACAGAAAACAUGCAUAAUCAUGUAUUGUCUAAAAAAUUGGUUUACCUCAGCGAAACAAGCAGAAUGAAAUGAAUGAAUUAAAUAAAAAGACUAGCAAAUGUUCAGCUUUAGAAACCCCUUUACCUAUCUCUUGAAUCUCGUUGAAAUCGAAAGCGCUGUUUGUGCUUAUUUUGCAGUAACACUUUGAAUUUUAAUUUGUAAUAAGUACGAGUAUAUACAAAUCGCAAUCUGCUUUUAGCUUUCUAAGCAAAUAUUUAUUAUACACAAAUAACAACUGAAAUCAAAAUGAACUUAAUAAUACAAAACAAAAACACUUUCAUGCAUAUUGUACUUAGCCUAAACCAGAAACUUGUUGACGGUUUGAUAUACGAUUAAUGAAUAUUCUAAAGCUUAUUUUUGUCAAGGCAUAACCAGCCAGAGACACAUACAAGUUACAUCAAAACAAGCAAAUAAACAAAAUUUUUAUUGAUCGUUUGUUGAGAGAGUCAAAUAAUUUUAACUUCCAUUCGUACAUACAAUUUGUCUACUUAGUAUGUAUGAAAAUGUUGAAGCUGCAGAAUGAAAUUCCAGAAUGACUUAAUAUAGCGAAUACACGAAGUUCAUUAAUAGAUACAUAUACAUAUAAUGUUUGUAUAGUAUAUAAUGAGAUAGAAUGAAAGAUCUAAUAAUGUAUUUUCAACUAUGUAGCAUGAAUUAUUGGGACAACAUAAUACAUACUAUAAAUUUUAAUCCAUAACAAUGUUAAAGGUACAUAAAAUAUAAUCACAAUGCAUAAUGCACAGACACUCAAAACCAGACAUUUAUAUAGAAACUAUACAUAACCAUUAAAUAUUGAAUAUUAUGAAAAGUAAAUGAUAAUAAAAACCAAAAUUUUAAGUAUUUGCGAAAA
This is a messenger RNA of Scaptodrosophila lebanonensis, 4165 nucleotides long. Its product is annotated as dystrobrevin beta. Gene Ontology annotation, molecular function: zinc ion binding. Gene Ontology annotation, cellular component: plasma membrane; synapse. The record is from RefSeq and is a predicted model, not a curated record. Gene Ontology annotation, biological process: synaptic signaling. The coding region runs from base 680 to 3055 and encodes 791 amino acids. Lineage: Eukaryota; Metazoa; Arthropoda; Insecta; Diptera; Drosophilidae. The transcript is spliced from 11 exons.